CUAUCCUCAUCACCAACCCCAUACGCACAUCUCGCCGGCCGGCCUUACUUAGUUUCGCCAUCACCUCUCUCCCUGCUGCAAGCCAAUCUUCUCCGGCUCCGGCCAAGCGCACCAGAUAUCAUCUGCACGCUUCGAUCUUAGCCCCAGUCGAAGAGCUAACACUAACAAGUUGGCAGCUGGCCAUUGAGAUCAAGAGGUAGCUAGAGCAAGAAACUCACCGGCGGCUUGGCUAGGGCUUCCUCUGUCGCCGUACGUACGUGCGGAGACUGGCCGGCCGGUCCGCCUGCCGUGUAUACGCCGGGCGAUCGAUUGUCAUGGCCGACGGGAGACCUCCGGGUUACCGCUUCUACCCGACGGAGGAGGAGCUCAUAUGCUUCUACCUGCGCAACAAGCUCGACGGCCGCCGCGUCGACGACAUCGAGCGCGUCAUCCCCGUCGUCGACGUCUACUCCGUCGACCCGUUGCAGCUCUCAGAGAUCCACGACAGGCUGUGCGGCGGCGAGGGGGAGCCGUGGUUCUACUUCAGUGAGCGGCAGGAGCGGGAGGCGCGGGGCGGCCGGCCCAGCCGGACCACGCCGUCAGGGUACUGGAAGGCGGCGGGCACGCCGGGGGUCGUCUACGGCGCCGACCGUCGGGCCAUCGGGAUGAGGAAAACCAUGGUGUUCUACCGCGGCCGCGCGCCGUCCGGGACCAAGACCAAGUGGAAGAUGAACGAGUACAGGGCGUUCCAUCACGACAAUGACGUCGCCGGCGGCUCAGUCGCUGGGCCAGGGUCAGGGUUCUCCCACGCCGCCGCGCCGCCGAACCUCAACCUCCCUCCGCAGCUGAGAGGCGAGUUCAGCUUGUGCCGACUGUACACCAGAUCGGGCACCCUGCGACAGUUCGAUCGCCGGCCCGUCGCCGGCGCUGCUGCAGGCGGCGACAAUCCAGGGCCAGCCACGGAAGCCGCGAUGUCGCUGUCGCCCGACGACGGUGACGGCUCCGGUGGAUCCAUGCAUCUCCAUGAAGAGGAGCUGAUGGAGGGAAGUGGCGGUGAUCCUUACGGGGACGACAUUUCCACGUUGGCUGCUCUUCUCUACUGGCCUGUAGACUAGAUCAUGCACACACAUACUUGAUUAAUUAGUUUCUUGAGCACAUCAUAUUUGAUUAGUUUCUCUAUGGAGAGGAGUAGUAUUUUCUGGAGAAAAGAUACUCCGCCCAAUUCGGUAGAACUUAUGGUUCUUGAUACCAUAUCUCCACCAAUUUAUACCGUGAAUCCCUUGUUAUAAGUAUAACUAGAGCAAUGGUCCUCGCAAAGCUGAGGACAUCAUCUCUUAUGUAUUGAAUUUGAUUACAAAUAAAUUUAAUUUAUUGUGUGUGUAUCA
Molecule: messenger RNA, 1364 nt
Organism: Lolium perenne
Lineage: Eukaryota; Viridiplantae; Streptophyta; Magnoliopsida; Poales; Poaceae
Product: NAC domain-containing protein 90
Biological process (GO): regulation of DNA-templated transcription
Molecular function (GO): DNA binding
Source: RefSeq, a predicted model, not a curated record